UAUAAAAGGUAGCGCAUGCCAUCCUGCCAUUCAUUUCAGUCUACAAUACGAAAAGUGAACUUUGCAAGUGUAUGUGAAAAGCUCUUUGAAAUCGAAACUAUCCGCGCUUGUGCCAUAAAAUUCAAUAACGAUUAUUUAUUAAUUGUGGGAAGAUAUUUGGUGCGAGUAAAGUGCAUGUGAUGCUUCAGUCGGUAUGAAGACUUAGUUAAAACUCCAGACAUGUCAGUGGACCAAGAUCCGAUUGUUUCAUCCGAACCAUCACCGACUUCCCAUUUAGAAGUUCCUUUACAGAGUCGCAGAGUUAGUAUAAUCGAAAGUCUUCAUGGACACGACAACUUAGGGUUUGAAUCUCCGAGAAGUCGAAAGGUGUCCGGUAACUCCGAGCAUGCGGAAAUUGGACCGGUGCGGAAAAAAAGUAUUCUGCAUAAUGCACACCCAGUGGAAAAUCUUAGCCUGUCGGGACAUUAUGAUAGUGGUAAACAAGUUAAUGGGGAUCUAAGAUCCAAAAAAAAUUCUGUCACAGAAUCGGUCCACUCAAAAACGCGAUUUUCGGAAACGGGCGAGGAGGAGAAUGAUGAUAGGUCCUGGUGGUAUUUAUUCUGUCUAAAAUGUCGACAAGAAGAGACCCACCCGUCGUGGCAACCACCCCUUUGGCCCCGAAUCUGUCCUUAUCCUUUCUGUCCCACGUACCGCCAGUUUUCCAGAAUGAUAGCUCUUGCACUUAUCGGUACUUUGUCCUGGUGCAUUCUCUACGCCAUCGUCGGAGCUACCGCUGCACCAGGUGGACAUCUAUUCCAACUAAUUCUUCUAAGCAUUUGUGCCCAUUUCGCGGGUUGGCUGAUGAGUCUAACUACGCUACCGGCUUUGAUCGGCAUGCUUUUCAUAGGUUUACUCUUUCAAAACUUGGGCAUCGUAAACAUUGAUGACUCAUUUGCUCACAUCACUAAAGAGUUACGACACGUUGCCCUUGUAAUUAUCCUAAUCAGAGCUGGACUUGACUUAGACCCGCAUGCUUUAAAACGGCUAAAAUUUAGUGUCAUCAAAUUGGGUCUAGGUCCGUGGGCUGUUGAAGCCGGAAUUGCUGCAGUUCUCUGCCGAUAUUUCCUCGACUUACCAUGGGAUUUUGCUCUUCUACUCGGAACCAUAGUAGCAGCAGUAUCUCCAGCUGUGGUAGUCCCUUGUCUCUUCAGACUACGAUCAAAAGGCUACGGUGUUGCGAAGGGAAUUCCAACUCUUAUUAUAGCCGUCGCAGGAAUUGACGAUGCCACUUCCGUUGCUAUUUUCGGCAUUGUUAAAAGUAUUAUGUUUUCAAAUGAUUCUCUCACUUUUCAAAUCCUCCAAGGACCGAUUUCCGUUCUUGGUGGGUUGGGAUUUGGCUUGCUAUGGGGUAUCAUCUGCAAUUAUGCUCCGGAGAGGCAYGACCCCUUUAUGGUUCCUCUAAGAAUCCUCCUGUUAUUAGUCGGCGGAAUGAUUUCAGUCUUUGGAAGCGAACUAAUCGGUUAUGGGGGAGCAGGACCCUUGGGGUGUGUCGCUGCAGCCUUUGUUUCACUUUACUGUUGGUCAAGACAAGGGUGGGAAAUUGAGGAUAAUCCUGCUGCAACCGCGUUCGAAAUCUUUUGGAUGAUCUUCGAACCAGUCCUUUUCAGCAUCACCGGAGCUCAAAUCAAACUUGAUGAACUUGACGGCCACAUUGUCUCGAUUGGAGUCGCCAUAUUAAUUGCUGGAGUCAUAAUUAGAAUUAUCGCUACAGUCUUACUAGGGAUAGGUUGUAAACUAAACUUAAAAGAGAAAAUCUUUGUUGCAUUAGCUUGGAUGUCGAAAGCUACAGUUCAGGCCGCUUUGGGUCCGUUGACAUUAGGUGUAGUGAAAGAAAAUACGGAGGAGCACGAUUAUGCUGAAAAAAUGUUAAUGGUCUGUGUCAUGUCUAUAAUUCUCACAGCGCCGACUGGAGCGAUUUUGAUCACCUUGGGUGGGCCUCGAUUGCUUACCAAGACUAAAUUUCCUGAAGUACCUGAAGGGUGGCGAAGGAGUCAUCGGCCAUCUAUUAGAGAUAUUAGCAUCAUUGAUGAAGAAGAGGAAAGAGAUGAGAAUGUUGAAGCAUCGAUGUCUACCACUAUGAGUCAGAAAGACUCACCCAAGAGUGAAACCUAGGUUAUCAAAGUAGCAGAAAAUCUUAUAUUCUUUAUUUGAAUAUAAUAUAAGUAUUUUAGAACGAUGUGUAAAUAAUGUCUUUUUUUAAUAGAAAUCUUUGUACAAAUAUAAUGUAGGCGAAUCUAUUUUAAUAUGGUUGUUUAAAACAAUGUGUAACUUCAAAUGAUGCAUUUUUAACAAAAUUUAAAAUUUUGUAAAUGAACAUUUCUAUUUCUUUUUAAACAGAAUGUUCAAUUUGCUAAACAAAAUAAAUUUAUUACUUCUCGUUUUAAU
Tribolium madens (black flour beetle) is the source of this 2424-nucleotide messenger RNA. RefSeq names its product sodium/hydrogen exchanger 9B2 (gene Nha1). Gene Ontology annotation, biological process: proton transmembrane transport. NCBI's taxonomy places the organism in Eukaryota, Metazoa, Arthropoda, Insecta, Coleoptera, Tenebrionidae. Gene Ontology annotation, molecular function: antiporter activity. Bases 220 to 2151 code for a protein of 643 amino acids. The transcript has 6 exons. Gene Ontology annotation, cellular component: membrane. The record is from RefSeq and is a predicted model, not a curated record.